AGACAGCCUCCCAUUCAUCAGAUUCAGAUCAGAUCGUAGCAGCCAAGGAUUCCGCGCUCCGGGGGUGCCAUGAAGCUGAAGCUCCUCUCUCCCUGCCUUCUCCUCCUCGCCUUCUUUGCCACCGCGGCGUACGCGGCGUCGGCGUCGGCGUCGCGCGCGGCGGCCGUCGUCAGGGGCGCGGGCGCCCCGUCGCAGUCGGAGUUGGAGUCGGACCCGGAGAACCAGUGCGUGUACACGGUGUACGUGCGGACGGGGUCCAUCUGGAAGGGCGGCACGGACUCGACCAUCGGCGUGACGCUGCUGGGCCCCGACGGCACGGGCAUCCGGAUCCGGGACCUGGCGGGGUGGGGCGGCCUCAUGGGCGCCGGCCACGACUACUACGAGCGCGGCAACCUGGACAUCUUCAGCGGCCGGGGCCCCUGCAUGAGCCAGGCGCCCUGCGCCAUGAACCUCACCUCCGACGGCACCGGCGCGCACCACGGCUGGUACUGCAACUACCUCGAGGCCACGGUCACGGGGCCCCACCUCGGGUGCGCGCAGCAGCUCUUCACCGUCGAGCAGUGGCUCGCCACCGACGCGUCGCCCUACCGCCUGUACGCGGUCGUCGACAAGUGCAAGACGAAGCGGCAGGAGCCGCGACGCUCGCCGGCCGGCGAGGCCGAGGCCACCGUGACCGCGCUCUAGGUACGACCAGUAGUAAAUCAUCGACAGAGGCUAGCUCCUGCCUCUGCUGUGUGUAAUUACUGUAUGUGAGUGACCGAUCCCAUCGGAUUGCGUU
This is a messenger RNA of Zea mays, 778 nucleotides long. RefSeq lists its product as uncharacterized. Gene Ontology annotation, molecular function: protein binding. Lineage: Eukaryota; Viridiplantae; Streptophyta; Magnoliopsida; Poales; Poaceae. The record is from RefSeq and is marked provisional.